GAAAAAAAGCAAUAACAAUUAGCCAAUCGUUUUUCAGUUCAUUUUUAAUGUUGUCACGGAAGCUAGUUCUUAGGUGCGCGUGCACAUGCCAUUUAAAUGAUCUGCAUGCCUACGUUUAGACUGGCCAGUCUGUUUCCAAGUAGGCUAUCGCUUGAUAUUUCUUGAUAUUUUCUUGAUGGCUAGUGCUCAAGACCUCCCACAAGUUUUUUUUAGCGAACUGUGUGGAAUCAUAGACAGUUUACACUCUCAAUUGGAAUGGAACACAGGGGACCUAGAUUACAUACAUAGACGCAUCGAGGAGCUUCUCCACAUUUUGUCCAGAUUCACAGAAAACUCGGUUAUACCCAAUGGGCAGGCUGUGUUGGAGAACCUUGUGGGCGCCUUGCAGAUUUUGCAAUGUAGCCAAACUGUUAGUAUCAAUGGAUAUCGACCACCAGUUAUUUUGACGGGACAGAAUGGACGACCAGCGUUUGACAUAUCAAAAGAGCAACUGGAGUAUUUCCUAGAUUUUGAUUUUACGGUUCCUGAGAUUUCUCGAUUACUUGAUGUCAGCGUGCGAACAAUUAGACGUCGUAUGAGUGACUUUGGGCUGUCCACAGGGCAAACCUACACGGACAUCACUAAUUUAAGGAGCAUAAUAUCCGGCUAUCUGGCCACUACUCCAAAUUCUGGCUACAGAAUUGUGUAUGGAUUUUUACGCAGCUCAGGAAUCAGGGUUUCACAGUUAAGGGUUAGGGAGACCCUUAGAGCUUUGGAUCCAAUUGCCAGUGCUAUUCGUGGCCUUCAGGUGUUGCUGAUCCCAAGAAGGCCGUAUUCUGUGCCCUCUCCAUUAUCGCUCUGGCACAUCGAUGGCAAUCACAAACUUGUAAGCAUUCAUACACUUCCACCUGUGUUCAAUAAACAUAUCAAACCAGAACCGAACUAUUUCAAUAGCUCUAGACAACAAUGGAGAAUUAUUAUUCACGGAGGCAUCGAUGGAUACAGUAGGAAGAUCAUGUAUAUGCAAGCCAAUACAGACAACAAAGCCACAACUGUCUUCCAGUGUUUUAUGACUGCAGUCAACACUUUGGAUUGCCACCGCGCAAUGGCGACAAAGGUGGAGAAAAUGUAG
Molecule: messenger RNA, 1111 nt
Organism: Alosa alosa (allis shad)
Lineage: Eukaryota; Metazoa; Chordata; Actinopteri; Clupeiformes; Clupeidae
Exons: 4
Coding region: 176-1111 (311 amino acids)
Source: RefSeq, a predicted model, not a curated record